Gamsiella multidivaricata is the source of this 2377-nucleotide messenger RNA. RefSeq names its product delta-aminolevulinic acid synthase. The transcript is spliced from 2 exons. The record is from RefSeq and is a predicted model, not a curated record. NCBI's taxonomy places the organism in Eukaryota, Fungi, Mortierellomycota, Mortierellomycetes, Mortierellales, Mortierellaceae. Gene Ontology annotation, biological process: heme biosynthetic process. Gene Ontology annotation, molecular function: pyridoxal phosphate binding; 5-aminolevulinate synthase activity. The coding region runs from base 371 to 2200 and encodes 609 amino acids. Gene Ontology annotation, cellular component: mitochondrion.
GUGGGUGUGGGUGCGGUGUACGUAGUGUGUACGUGUGUGGGAAUCUCCACUGUUUAUGCCUCCGAUGCGAUUUUUUUAAGGUUCGUGUGUUUUCCGAAGCGAGAGUCCGACAGCGAACACAAUAUUGAGCACAUCAAACACUGGACACAUAGGACAGGGACACUGGAGAAAACAUCUGCCCCCUCCUCCUCUUUCCUCUCUUUCCUCUCUUCCCUCUUUUCUUCUCCCUCCUCACACUCAUUCUCCGCACUUCUCUCUUCCUCACACCCCUCUCCCAUCCACCAAAUCUGAAGAUCCGCUCAACCAGACCUGAAUCUUCUUGAUCUGCCCCAUUCCCCAUUCUCCAAUCUCAAUCGCGCUCUUGCCUACCAUGGAACUCGCCGCCAAAGCCUGCCCCUUCCUCCGCAACUCCACCCCUUCGGCCCUUCGCUCGCUCUCCCAGCGUCCUGCAAAGACCGCCAUGGCCCCCAACGGUCUCGUUCACAUGGCCCAGCAAUGUCCUGUCAUGGGCAAGGCCAUGACCGUCCAGGCGAGAUCCGCCAUGAUGGCCGGUGGCUGCCCUGCUUCUGCUGGCGCCCGCCACUUCAGCGCCUCGGCUGUCAAGUCCAAGCCCGCCAAGAGCCAGGUCCUUAGCUAUGCCUCUGCUAUCUCCUCCAACGAUAUCAAGGCCUCCGUCCAGCACGAGCUCCACAAGGCCAACCCUGCCCCUGGUGCUGCUUGCCCUUUCAAGCCCGUGGUCCCUGUUUCUCAUGUCGCCCCCACCGCCGGCAAGACCUUUGAUUAUGAGGCUAUCUACGAAGCUGAAUUGGACAAGAAGCACCACGACAAGUCCUAUCGCUUUUUCAACAAUAUCAACCGUCUCGCCCAGCGAUUCCCUCGCGCCCAUACCGCCAAGAUCGAGGACGAGGUCACUGUCUGGUGUUCGAACGACUACCUAGGCAUGUCUAAGAAUCCUGUCGUGGUCGAGACCAUGAAGGCAACUCUGAGCAAGUACGGUGCCGGUGCUGGCGGUACCCGCAACAUUGCCGGUAACGGUGCCUUGCAUCUAGAGCUUGAGGAGGAACUGGCGUCUCUGCACCGCAAGCCUGCUGCCCUGGUUUUUUCGUCCUGCUAUGUCGCCAACGACGCCACGCUCAGCACCCUCGCCCAGAAGUUGCCCAACUGUGUCAUCCUCUCAGACGCCAUGAACCAUGCCUCCAUGAUCCAGGGCAUCAAGCAUUCGGGUGUGAAAAAAAUGAUCUUCCGUCACAACGACACCGCUCACCUCGAGGAGCUUCUCCAGACCCUUGACCCCUCGAUUCCCAAGAUUAUCGCCUUCGAGACCGUCUACUCUAUGUCUGGCACAAUCGGCAAGGUCAACGAUAUCUGUCGCCUGGCUAAGAAGUACGGUGCCAUUACCUUCCUCGAUGAGGUACACGCCGUAGGCAUGUACGGUCCUCAUGGUGCCGGCGUUGCUGAGCACCUGGACUUUGCCGACAACCUGAAUCGUCCUCUGGAUAGCCCCGUCAAGAAUGUUAUGGAUCAAGUCGACAUCAUCUCCGGCACUCUCGGCAAGGCCUUUGGUGUCGUCGGCGGCUAUAUUGCUGGAUCGGCUGCCUUGGUCGAUAUGAUUCGCUCCUAUGCUCCCGGCUUCAUCUUCACCACCUCUCUCCCGCCUGCCAUUGUUGCCGGUGCUGCUGCCUCGAUCCGCUAUCUGCGCAACUCUCCCCACGAGCGCAUCGGCCAACACACCAACACUCGCACUCUCAAGGCCCACCUGGCUGCUUUAGAUAUCCCAGUCGUGCCCAACCCCUCGCACAUCGUCCCAGUUUUGGUUGGAGAUGCCGAGAUCUGCAAGGCUGCUUCGGAUGAGCUCCUGCGCUCGCACAACAUUUACGUCCAGAGUAUUAAUUACCCCACUGUUCCUCGCGGCGAGGAGCGCCUCCGCAUCACCCCCACCCCCGGCCACACCGAGGAGAUGAUGGGUCACUUGGUCCGCUCUCUCGAGAGUGUCUGGCAGCGCAAUGGUCUGAAGCGCACCACUGAGUGGAAGGCCACUGGAGGCCGUGCUGGUGUUGUCGAGGGUGCCGUCGACCCUGCGCCCAUCUGGACAGAUGCUCAACUGAGCCUUUCUUCGCAGGUUCUCGGCGCCACCAAGCCUUUGGUCGGACAGACCCUCGGCGAGUCUCUGACCAGACAUGCUUCGGUCGCGCAGCUUUAAAGCCCAAGCUAGAUCUGGUCCUCCUUUUUGUCACCGAUCGUCUCAGAUGGGUCGCAUUUUGGUAUCAACAUAUUCGCUUCCUCAUGCUGUUCUCUUUGCAAUUCUUUGUUAUAUUGUUCCACCAAUGUCUGCCAGCCGUGAACUGCUAUAAUAAAAAGGGAGAGCGAAUCGAAUAUG